GCGAGUUGAGCUGUACAAUGAAAAUUAGCAACAUCUUCCCAAGCUUAUCCUCUUUGCCUCAAACCCCCGCACAGCAAAGCAAAAGCAAAGGACGACAACAGACGGCCACUCAGCACUGACGCACCACUCCGCAAACACAAACACAGGCAGCGUCCAUCGCCACACACACACACACACACACACACACACACACACACACACACACACACACACACACACCCUCGCUCUCACUCUCACACACAAGCAAACAGCCAAGAUGGCGAGCAAAAUGCCAGCCUGUGUCAUCGAUGUUGGCACUGGCUACACAAAGAUGGGCUUUGCCGGCAACUCGGAGCCCUCCUACAUCUUCCCCUCUGCCAUUGGAGUGAAGGAGAACGUCGGGCGUGGCAUGGCACAGGGCGUCGACGACCUCGACUUCUACAUUGGCGAUGAGGCCAUGAACACACCCGGGUAUGCCACAAAGUACCCUGUCCGCCACGGCAUUGUCGAGGACUGGGAUCUCAUGGAGAAGUUCUACGAGCAGGCCAUCUUCAAGUACCUGCGUGCGGAGCCUGAGGACCACUACUUCCUGCUCACGGAGCCGCCACUGAACCCGCCCGAGAACCGCGAGUACCUUGCCGAGAUUAUGUUCGAGUCGUUCAACGUCCCUGGCAUGUACAUUGCGGUGCAGGCCGUGCUUGCCCUUGCGGCGUCGUGGACGUCGAAGAAGGCCGAGCGCACCCUCACCGGCUGCGUCAUCGACUCUGGUGACGGUGUCACCCACGUCAUCCCAGUGGCCGAGGGGUAUGUGAUUGGCAGCUGCAUCAAGCACAUCCCGAUUGCUGGCCGCGACAUCACAUACUUCGUGCAGCAGCUGCUCCGCGAGCGCGAGGUUGGCAUCCCGCCCGAGCAGUCGCUCGAGGUUGCCAAGCGCAUCAAGGAGCGCUACACAUAUGUCUGCCCAGACAUUGUCAAGGAGUUUGAGAAGUACGACAAGCAGCCCGACAAGUACUUUAAGCAGUACACGGGCCACAACAGGGUCACGAAGAAGCCCUUCUCCGUCGACGUUGGCUACGAGCGCUUCCUCGGGCCCGAGAUUUUCUUCCACCCCGAGUUUGCCAACCCGGACUUCAAGACCUCCAUCUCCGAGACCGUGGACACGGUCGUGCAGCAGUCGCCCAUCGACGUCCGCCGCGGCCUCUACAAGAAUGUUGUGCUGUCUGGCGGCUCGACGAUGUUCAAGGACUUCCGCCGCCGUCUGGAGCGCGAUGUGCAGAAGCGCGUCGACCUCCGCCUCAAGCGCAGCGAGGAGCUCUCCGGCGGCAAGCUCAAGCCCCAGCCGAUCGAGGUGAAGGUUGUCUCGCACGCCAUGCAGCGCUACGCCGUCUGGUUUGGCGGCUCCAUGCUCGCUGCCACCCCCGAGUUCUACAAGGUGUGCCACACCAAGGCCGACUACGAGGAGUAUGGCCCCUCCAUCUGCCGACACAACCCAGUCUUUGGCACCAUGUCGUAAGCGCCCUCAACGUCACACUUUUGCCCACUCAGUGCUUGUUGUGCAUUUUCUCUCCUUUCCCUCUCAUCUCUUCAUUUUGCCCCCUCCCCCACGCCAGCCUCUUGCUUGCACCUUGUUUUGCUUGCUCUGUCCCUCCCCUUCCUUCUUCCCGGCCCUGGUUGUGUCACUGUGCCCUUGUUGGAUCUCUUGCUUCUGUUCUUGUGCCAACCACCUGUUAGUGCGUGGCUGCACACCAUUCCCGUGCUGUGUGUCUUGUGUGUUUUGGUUUUAUUGUUGUGUUCGUCGCGUAAUCUUGUGCAGGAUGAUGUGAUUGUGAUUGUGAAUGUGAAUGCGGUGGCGUGGUGGUUGUUGUCACGCGUGCUCCGUGUUGUUGUGUCUGUGCUCUGCUUGUCGUGACCGAUGAUUGGUUCAAAUCGAAUGAAAACCCCUCCUCAGAA
Molecule: messenger RNA, 1929 nt
Organism: Salpingoeca rosetta
Lineage: Eukaryota; Choanoflagellata; Craspedida; Salpingoecidae
Exons: 9
Coding region: 257-1492 (411 amino acids)
Biological process (GO): Arp2/3 complex-mediated actin nucleation
Cellular component (GO): Arp2/3 protein complex; actin cortical patch
Molecular function (GO): actin filament binding
Source: RefSeq, a predicted model, not a curated record